Messenger RNA from Symbiodinium pilosum, 197 nucleotides. The record is from the annotation of a GenBank genome assembly. NCBI's taxonomy places the organism in Eukaryota, Dinophyceae, Suessiales, Symbiodiniaceae.
GCUUCACCAAGCUUGCCCUUCGUCCUGGCGAAGUGGAGGUAGCAGUUGUGAAGUUCCGGGCCCAGGAGGCCACCAAGCAGUGGAGUGAGACCCAGAGAUCUUGGGUGGUGGAGCCGCGCUGCGACGUGCUGGUUGCAUCAUCUGGGCAGGAGCAGUGGCGAACUGCUUUGUACAUAGCUUCGCCAGAAAUUGCUUGA